Messenger RNA from Eleginops maclovinus (Patagonian blennie), 1191 nucleotides. It is a transcript of the gene lhx5, whose product is annotated as LIM homeobox 5. Gene Ontology annotation, biological process: regulation of transcription by RNA polymerase II; neuron differentiation. Gene Ontology annotation, molecular function: zinc ion binding; RNA polymerase II transcription regulatory region sequence-specific DNA binding; DNA-binding transcription factor activity, RNA polymerase II-specific. Bases 1 to 1191 code for a protein of 396 amino acids. NCBI's taxonomy places the organism in Eukaryota, Metazoa, Chordata, Actinopteri, Perciformes, Eleginopidae. Gene Ontology annotation, cellular component: nucleus. The transcript has 5 exons. The record is from RefSeq and is a predicted model, not a curated record.
AUGAUGGUCCACUGUGCCGGCUGUGAACGGCCCAUCCUGGACCGGUUCCUCCUUAACGUGCUGGACCGAGCCUGGCACGCCAAGUGCGUCCAGUGCUGUGAGUGCAACUGCGCCCUCUCCGAGAAGUGCUUCUCCAGGGACGGGAAGCUCUAUUGCAAAAUGGACUUUUUCAGGCGGUUUGGCACUAAAUGCGCGGGAUGUCUGCAGGGCAUCUCUCCAAACGACCUGGUCCGCAAAGCGCGCAACAAAGUGUUCCACCUCAACUGCUUCACCUGCAUGGUGUGUAAUAAGCAGCUGUCCACGGGAGAGGAGCUCUACGUGAUAGACGAAAACAAGUUUGUGUGCAAAGAAGAUUACUCCAGCUCCGGGGCCAUUAAGGAAGUCAACUUGAACUCAGUGUCGUCGUGUACAGAUAGGAGUUUAUCGCCGGAUCUGCAGGACCCAAUACAGGACGACAUAAAAGAGACGGACAAUUCCACGUCUUCUGAUAAGGAAACGAACAAUAUUGAGAAUGAGGAGCAGAACUCGGGGACCAAAAGGCGGGGACCCCGGACCACCAUCAAGGCCAAGCAGCUGGAAACAUUAAAGGCCGCGUUUGUCGCCACGCCGAAACCCACCCGGCACAUCCGGGAACAACUGGCCCAGGAAACCGGACUAAACAUGCGCGUCAUCCAGGUUUGGUUUCAGAACAGAAGAUCCAAAGAGCGACGAAUGAAGCAGCUGAGUGCUCUGGGGGCACGGCGGCAUGCCUUCUUUAGGGGCCCGAGGAGGAUGAGGCCCCUGGGAGGAAGGCUGGAGGAUCCCGACAUCUUAGGACCUGGGGCCUAUGGUUAUUAUGGAGAAUACCAAGGUGACUAUUAUGGACCAGGAACUAACUACGACUUCUUCCCACACGGCCCUCCAUCCUCGCAGGCUCAGUCUCCGGCCGAAUCGCCCUACAUCCUGAGCUCUGGACCCGGACCCAUGGAGGGAUCAGGCCACCACCCCUCAGACGACCAAAGGUUCACGGACAUGAUCUCCCACGCGGAAACCCCCAGUCCAGAGCCGGGCUUACCAAACUCCCUGCAGCCUAUCCCGGGGGAGGCUUACGGGGGCGGGCCCAGUCCCCCUUUCUCCUUAGCGAGUAACUCCAGCUACAGCGCUCCCAUGUCCCACCAAGGCCCGGAGAUGGGAGAGAGCACAGCCUGGUAA